AAGUCAAGGUGCGAACAUGAGGGACGAGGUGAAGAUGGACGCGAAUCGGUUGAUCGCCGAAGUCUACAAGCGGCCGGCGCUCUGGAACCAGAGACACAUCUCUUAUCACAAUCGCGAGGUGACCAACCGUGUCUGGAUGGAGAUCGCGCAAAUAUUCAAUCUUCCCAAGCCGAUGCUGAAGGCAAAGUGGAAGGGUUUGCGCGACACGUUCCGCGCCGAACUAAAGAAAGACCAGGUGUAUCGCAAGAGCAAGUAUCACCGGAACCGGCCAGUAUGGAUUCAUUUCAAAAGCCUGCAGUUUCUGAAGGAACAGAUGCUGCCGCGGCCGCCUAUCUGGGAGCGCAAUAUCGCCAAGACGGAGGAUGAGCUGCAACCGAACGAGAGUGACGCCGAGAAUGGCAUUGCGACUUCCGGUAUCGACGGCGGUCUCGAUGAUCGUGACGCGAUCGCCGAUCACUUGUUGGCGAUGGCUGGCGAAGGUAACCAUCAUCAUCAGCUCAAGAUGGACGGCAGUGAAGGCCGGCGUGGCGCGGUGGAUGUGAAACGCGAACCCGUCGAGACUUUUGACAAUCUAGAGUUGCAGGGCGUCACCGACAAUUUGGCGGAUAACGAAAUGAUGCUGCAGAACAUCUCGCCCGAACAGGUUUUAAUGAGCGACAACGACACCCUAACCGGCGUUGACCCGCUUGAAGGCAAUCGCUUCGACGAUAACUAUUACUUCCUAAUGAGCCUGCUGCCGCACAUCAGAACUCUCCCAGCCGAUCGCAGGAUGCUGCUCAGGAUGCAGAUGCAAGAACUCGUCUACAAGGAAGUCUACAAGAAAACCGCCGACGGCGAGCAAACGUACAAAACUUAAAAAUUGUAGCUUAUAUUCGACAUUGUAUUAUUCUUAAUUUAUUUUGCGCAAGUCUGUCGAUCUAACAAUAAGUUACGCAAAGAUCUGUGAAAAAAAAAAAA
Molecule: messenger RNA, 957 nt
Organism: Pseudomyrmex gracilis
Lineage: Eukaryota; Metazoa; Arthropoda; Insecta; Hymenoptera; Formicidae
Exons: 2
Coding region: 17-856 (279 amino acids)
Biological process (GO): regulation of transcription by RNA polymerase II
Cellular component (GO): nucleus; transcription regulator complex
Molecular function (GO): DNA binding
Source: RefSeq, a predicted model, not a curated record